ACCACUGGGACUACCGCUGUGAGCGACGGCCUCGCAACACGAGCAGUAGCACCAGCGUCAAGAGUCCUAGGACCACCGCGGUCUGUGCGGCAUCGCAGCGGCCGGAGGAGUCCGGCGGGUAGGGCGGCCCGUAUGAUGGCAGCUCCGUCGACGGCCGAGAAAGCGGAGGAGGGCGAGGGUGAGACGGAGGAGGGGUUCGUCCUACCAAGGGCGCCGCUGCCGGAGAUAAUCGUUUCCAAUGUCCCCGGGAGCUGGGCCUACGACACAAUGUCGCGGCGGCUGCGGGAGAACAUCCUGAUGCGCAUCUACGACGACAACGACAUGAACAAGCCAGAGAUGGCUUCGGCGAAGGAAGCCUUGGAUGCCCUCGUCGAAGAACUCAAGACCGCGGGAGACUCGAAGCUGAGGCCCAUCUCCGAGGAUGGCGGGCCGGAGGUAGCGGAGUGGAACAAGGUCAUGGGGCCGUUCCUGGGCAUGAGCUGGCUGGACACGCCGUGGCUCUACUCUGAGUUUUACGCCUACCGUCGGGUGGUGGAGGCGUUUUCGUUCUUCAAGACAGGUGUGGACCCGUUCAUGGACCAGAAGAUGCUCGGUGUCACGUCCGCGCUCAAGUCGAUGGAGGCCCUGGCCAAGCGUUUGCUGGCGACCGAAACCGACGUGCUAGGUUCCGCGACGGGGAUUAAGCUGUACGCUACUGCGGCCCUAUGGGGGAACCGCAUGGACCUCAGCAUCUGGCCAGUGGAGAAGGACGGGGCGACCUCCGCAGGGAGAGGGGACGUCUUCUCUCAGGUGCUCGAGUCGAGCUCCGAGAACCUCCUAGCGGACGACGCGGACAGGGUCGCGGAGGCACUCGUGGCGUGCCGGGAGAGGGGAGGAGAGCGGAUAGACAUCGUCGUCGACAACGCGGGGUUCGAGCUGUUCUGCGACCUGUGCCUGGCGGACUGCCUGGCCACGGGGGGCGCCGCCAGCCGCGUGGUGAUCCAGCUCAAGGGACACCCGACCUUCGUGUCCGACGCCAUGGCCAAGGACAUGAUGGCCAUGAUUGACCUCCUGGCGGACCUCGACUCAUCCGAGUACCCCAGUGCGAAGGCGGUAGGGGAGAGGUGGAAGAAGCUGAUCGCUGACGGGAAGUGGGAGCUACGGGAAGACUUCUUCUGGGCGCAGCCGAGGCCGCUGUGGGAGAUGCCCGCGCGAAUCCGAAAGGAUUUACGAGACGAGAGCUCGAUGGUGUUUGUGAAGGGGGACGCCAACUACCGGCGCUUGAUCGGGGACAGAAGGUGGCCCACGGACACGCCGUUCUCGGACGUGGCGGGCUACUUCCCCACAAGACUGUGCGCGCUGAGGACGCUGAAGGCGGAGCUGGGGUGCGGGAUGGAGAAAGAAGGGACCGAGCGCGCCGCCCGAAGUCACGACGACUGGAUGGUGAACGGCCGCUACGGGUGCAUACAGCUCUUCGACCCGGCCACGGAUUGAACCCGUCGGUUGACGUUUUUUUUCCCGCAUACAACAAUAUCGCCUCAUCAUGUAUCAA
This is a messenger RNA of Ectocarpus siliculosus, 1531 nucleotides long. NCBI's taxonomy places the organism in Eukaryota, Phaeophyceae, Ectocarpales, Ectocarpaceae. The record is from the annotation of a GenBank genome assembly.